AGUUUGAGGGGCAGGACUGCAAAGGAGCUCAAAGUAUCUAAUAGUCUGAAGAUUCUAGGGUUUAACGGUACAGAAGGAUUUACCAUGGGAGACGGGGAGAUUUGGCUGUCAACGGAUUAACCCGUCCAAAACUACAAUUCCCAAACCAAGGGAACAUUUUACCCAGCAUUCAACGGGUUUGUGAAUGGGAUAAUGCUGCAAGAUGGCGACAAUUGCAACUGCUACAAAUUUACCAUCUUUUGAUUGUCCAACAUGGGCAGGCAAGCCCCCUCCAGGACUCCAUUUGGACGUGAUGAAAGGUGACAAAAUGGUCGAGAAACUGAUCAUUGACGAGAAAAAGUACUACUUAUUCGGGAGGAACCCGGACAUGUGUGACUUCACCAUCGACCACCAGUCAUGUUCACGCGUGCAUGCUGCCCUGGUCUACCACAAGCACCUGAAGAGGGUGUUCCUUAUUGAUAACAACAGCACGCAUGGUACCUUCCUGGGACACAUCCGCCUGGAGCCCAAUAAGCCUCAGCAGGUCCCCAUAGACUCCACCAUGUCGUUUGGGGCGUCCACGCGAGCCUACACCAUCCGGGAGAAACCUCAGAGCCAGCAAGGAACCAAUGCCGCCACAGGGGACAGCAAGGCCGGAGAGGACGAGGAGGGGUCUAAGGGCCUCUUAGGAUUACCAGAGGAGGAGACCGAGUUAGAGAAUCUGACAGAGUUCAACACGGCCCACAACAAGCGCAUCUCCACCCUGACCAUCGAGGAGGGCAACCUAGAGAUCCAGAGACCCAAGAGGAAGAGGCGGAACUCCAGAGUCACCUUCAACGAGGACGAUGAGGUCAUCAACCCGGAGGACAUUGAUCCCUCAGUGGGGCGCUUCAGAAACAUGGUGCAGACUGCUGUCGUCCCUAUAAAGAAACAGAAAAUGGAGAGGCACGGCUCACUUAGUAUGGACGACGUUGUGACGAGGCGCAUCCACAACUACACCUUCGGCGGCGGCCUUUACGGGGACCUGCCACCCACCAGCCACGAGGGCCACCACGCCGGGGCCCCGAGCGGAGCCACUAUCCUGGGGGGUCUCCCUCUGCCCUUCCCCAACCCGGCCCCAGAGGUGAACCUGGCCCCGGACGCCCCCCAGCCACCUGUCACGCUCAACCCUGUCCCCGUUACAGGCCCCUAUCUCUCCGAGGUUCUCAACGAGCCCCGCAAGAAAAAGUAUGCUAAAGAGGCAUGGCCAGGCAAGAAGCCCACCCCCUCCCUACUAAUCUAACCCUCUCCUUACACUACGGCUCUUUCUGGAUUCGUCUUUCCUCUGUUCUUUACCUCCUCUCUCAUGCAUUGUAGAAGAUCCAAGGUCUCUCCUCUUGGACCUUCUCCAAUGUAUUUUGAGGCGAGGAGAGAGGCAUGAGAAAUCCAGGAAAGCCGAAUUGGGAAAGAGCCUAUGUGGUGGAGGCAGGGCUGACUCUCAGGGUAUGGGCGGAGACAUCAGGGACCAUGACCCGUUGGAGGCGGAUCGAUUUUUCUUAAGACUGUUUUGUCAAUGUUUUCUACGUUACUUCCUCGUUCUCCUAAAGAUUAUCCGAAAGUCUUCAGUAGUACAUUCCAUGAAGACAGGCACCCCACUCCUUCAGGAGAUGAAUGUUUGAUGUGUUUUACAAAUGAAGUCAUGUAAAAAAGGCAGUACUUGGCAGACCAAGUCAGUUGGUCAGAUAAGAGUUUUACCUCUAAUUGAUAGUCAGGCAUCGUGCAGGGAAACAAACACGAAGCGAAUGUAACUUAGGAAAACAGCCCUUAAGUUGGAAACAAACAUCAUUAUGUUCUCAUCCAGAUUCACAUGGAUUUAUUUUCCAUGCUACAGCACCCAAUAUUAUAGCAGGUUUUUAAAGGACCUGCUCCGUGUUGCCAUUUUUGCUAUGGGAAAAACAUUGCGAUACUGGUAUCACAGCCUAAUCGUUAUAUGGUUGGUCACUGUGAGUUCCAUAUUAUGAUCUCCAGUUCCUUCUUUAAGGUCUUGAUAUUUGUUUGAAGUCUAUCUUUGGACAUAGUAUUUUUGCCCACUGUAAACAUGCAUAUACAGUGCAUUUGGAAAGUAUUCAGACCCCUUGAUUUUUUUCCCCCCACAUUUUGUUACUUAACAGCCUUAUUCUAAAAUAGAUGCAGAAUUUUUUUAUAUAUAUUUUUUUAUCCAUCUGCACACAAUACUCCACGUCGAAGCAAAAACAGUGUUUUAGACAUUUUAGCACGUUAUUAAAAAUAGAAUGCUGAAAUAUCACAUUUACAUAAUCGCACCUUUGGCAGCGAUUACAGCCUCGAGUCUUCUUGGGUAUGGCGCUACAAGCUUGGCAGACCUUUAUUUAGGGAGUUUCUCCCAUUCUCUGCAGAUCUUCUCAAGCUCUGUCAGGUUGGAUGGGGACUGUUGCUACACGGCUAUUUUCAGUUCUCUCCAGAGAUGUUCAAGUCCGGGCUCUGGCGGGGCCACUCAAGGACAUUCAGAGACUUGUCCCGAAGCCACUCCUGCGUUGUCUUGGCUGUGUGCUUAGGGUCGUUGUUCUUUUGGAAGGUGAACCUUCACCCCAGACUGAGGUCCUGGGCGCUCUGGAGCAUGUCCUGGGCGCUCUGGAGCAGGUUUUCAUUAAGGAUCUCUCUGUACUUUGCUCCGUUCAUCUUUCCCUCGGUCCUGACUAGUCUCCCAGUCCCUGCUGCUAAAAGGUAUCCCCACAGCAUGAUGCUGACACCGCCAUGCUUCACCGUAGGGAUGGUGCCAGGUUUCCUCCAGAUGUGACGCUUGGCAUUCAGGCCAAAGAGUUCAAUCUUGUUUUCAUCAGACCAGAUAAUCUUGUUUCUCAUGGUCUUAGUCUUUAGGCCUUUUGGCAAACUCUAAGCGGGCUGUCGUGCCUUUUGUGAAUUAGUGGCUUCUGUCUGUCCACUGUACCAUAAAGGCCUGAUUUGGUGAAGUGCUGCAGAGAUGAUUGUCCUUUUGGAAGAUUCUCCCAUCUCCACAGAGGAUCUCUGGAGCUCCUUCAGUGACCAUUGGGUUCUUGGCCACUUCCCUGACCAAGGCCCUUCUCCCCCGAUUGCUCAGUUUGGCCAGGCGGCCAGCUCUAGGAAGAGUCUUUGGUGGUUCCAAACUGGAUGGAGGCCACUGUGUUCUUGGGGACCUUCAAUGCUGCAGAAUCUUUUUGGUACUCUUCCCCAGAUCUGUGCUUCGGCACAAUCCUGUCUCGGAGCUCUGCGGAUAAUUCCUUCAUCCUCAUGGCUUGGUUUUAGCUCUGACCUGCACUGUCAACAGUGGGACCUUGUAUAGACAGGUGUGUCACUGUCCGAAUCAUGUCGAAUCAAUUGAAUUUACCACAGGUGGACUCCAUGUUGUAGAAACAUCUCAAGGAUGAUCAAUGCAAACAUGUACCUGAGCUCAACUUUGAGUCUCAUUGCAAAGGGUCUGUAUACUUAAGUAAACAAGUUAUUCCUAUAUAUUUUUUAAAUAUAUAGAUUUGCAAAAAUCACUUGUUUUCGCAGAAAAAGUCAAGGGGUCUGAACUUUCUGAAUGGACUGUAUAGUUAUUUUUUAAAUCUGUUAAACUUGUAAUGUGAACUGUUUUAUACAAGAUGGAUUAUUAUAGUGGUCCUUCUGUAGCUCAGUUGGUAGAGCAUGGCGCUUGUAACGCCAGGGUAGUGGGUUCGAUCCCCGGGACCACCCAUACGUAGAAUGUAUGCACACAUGACUGUAAGUCGCUUUGGAUAAAAGCGUCUGCUAAAUGGCAUAUAUUAUUAUAUUAUAUAUUAUAUUAUUAUUAUAGGAAUUGACAAAAGUAGAUCAGAGUUUCUGAAAAAAGAUAUGUCCAUUUUCCUAAAGACUGAAUAGGACUAUAGGUUUAUAUUUUUACAGUGCUAUCAAGAUGAGUGCAGCGAGGAGAGAAUUUGUUUACUCAGUUUACAUUCACAAUCUCAGUAAUAAACAGUUAAUAGACUGCGCAGAGUAUAUUUAAAUACUAUCUUCCAUUAUAAAAAAAGAUUGCAGUAUAACCUGUAAGUUGCAACUCUGCCUGAAUGUUAGUGAGUCCUGAAGUCCUCUAGAUUUUACAUAUCGCAAUGUAAAUUAGCCUGAUCUGAGCCACCAAUAAAAUGGAUUGGUCACAUGAGUUAAGACUGUAAGGUUCUCAGUUGGUGCAAUUUGAUGUUGAGUAUUGUUUCACAGGCCUUUUGAAAUGAUUAAAUUUCAAAUGUGGUACACAUGGUCCUGCAUCAAAGCACCCAUAAAAUAACUGUCAAUAUAGCGUCUUGAUGUUCAAACAAUUGUUAGUUUUCACACCAGCAGAAUACGAUGACCCCUUCACUGAUUAAUGAAACAUUUAUGUGGUAUUUGAGAACUUGCAAAAGCCAUGCUAUUUGCAUUAACUUUGUAUAGAUGGACAGACACGUGUACCUUUUGUCCCACUUUCGGAUGAUGUUGGAUUUUUUUAUUCACAUAAUACACUGUAAAUAAAAACUGAAUUUUGUCAAACA
Molecule: messenger RNA, 4493 nt
Organism: Oncorhynchus keta (chum salmon)
Lineage: Eukaryota; Metazoa; Chordata; Actinopteri; Salmoniformes; Salmonidae
Gene: ppp1r8b
Product: protein phosphatase 1, regulatory subunit 8b
Exons: 8
Coding region: 203-1261 (352 amino acids)
Cellular component (GO): nuclear speck
Molecular function (GO): protein serine/threonine phosphatase inhibitor activity; mRNA binding; protein binding
Source: RefSeq, a predicted model, not a curated record